GUCCCUGCGAUUACAUUUUGGCACACGCGCGCGCCAUGACGACCCCGGCACAUUCAGUAGUUUCUGUGGCUUCUGCGGAUUCUGGGAGAUGCAGCCAAGGCAAGGACAAGGAUAGCCCACGUCUCAUGUGCGAGUAUUGCGGCCAUCGGACACGGCUUUUGUGGAAUCUCCAUAUACAUCUGCGACGUCAUACCGGCGAGUUGCCCUUCAGCUGCCAAACCUGCCAGGCCCGCUUUGCGGCACGCUAUCAGCUCACCACACACCUCGAGCGGCAUACAGACGCCGCCGAACGGCGUCGCCGGCACUUCUGCACCGCCUGCAACGUAGGUUUCUCCAGCUACCGGGCUCUGUAUCACCAUCGGCCGCUGCACGAGGACGAGAAGCGGUACAAGUGCCAGCAGUGCGACAAGCAGUUUGCCCAGGCGGCGGGCUAUGCCCAGCACAAGCGGUGGCAUCGCCAGCGGAUACAGCGGGCCACGGAACGGGCCAUGGAGCUGACUGCGAAUACUACGAAUCUGGUGGCUGGUAGUCACAAUCCUCACAUGCCUUGUCUAGACUGACUCAAGGAAGC
This is a messenger RNA of Drosophila serrata, 571 nucleotides long. RefSeq lists its product as uncharacterized. Gene Ontology annotation, molecular function: DNA-binding transcription factor activity, RNA polymerase II-specific. Gene Ontology annotation, cellular component: nucleus. Lineage: Eukaryota; Metazoa; Arthropoda; Insecta; Diptera; Drosophilidae. The record is from RefSeq and is a predicted model, not a curated record. Gene Ontology annotation, biological process: regulation of transcription by RNA polymerase II.